AUGACAGUAAAGCUUGUGGAUGACAUUAUUUACAACAUUCUCUUGUUUAUCGCUGGUUCUCCGAGCUCUUCUUCUUCAAGCACUCUCCGUUCAUGGACACUCACCAACCGUCUCUGGUUUCGCAUAGCAACGCCUCUGUUAUGGCGAAAUCCCUUUUCAAUUGUUCUGGCAGCGGACCCCGUCUUCAGAGCUCACAUCUUUCGUAGAUCCAUAUCUUUGUUGGACGCUUAUAUAGGAAGUCUACCCGAAGAAGAAAUGCUUACUAGAGAUCUAUUCGCCAAUUCCAAACGGUCGACUGUCAAUUACGCUCAAUUCAUAACCGUUAUAAAUGAAGACGAUUUGCGUCGACUACUCGCAGCGUCCGAUCGUUUCCGAAGAAACGAUAAAGAAGCUGUGGCUAUGCAGUUAUUUCGAUUCUUUUUGAAGAGUUCCUUGGUACUUAAGACACUAUCGUUUAAAUGCUUCAUACCAGGAGGCAAUCUGCCCAAGGGCAUUCGGGAGCUCAGUCUUACAUACUCCAGUGCUCAAAAUGAAGAAGUUCUACGGCUGAUUAACAUACAAGAGAAUCUUGUAGAACUGACUGUUGAACAAUGGGGAUGUAACUUUUUUGAAUUCUUGGAUAAAUUAUCCAACUUGAAGAAUAGUUUGGUCAAAUUGACCUUGGUGGAUGUUAUCAUAAAUGACGCUACGGAGAAUUUAGAGUAUUUAAGCAAUAUCAGAAUACAUUUUCCCAAGCUAGAGCAAUUAAUUUUAACGGACUGUUAUGAUAGUAGUACUUUUUUCGUGCUGUCUCGCGAGCUGCAAGACUCGUUCACGCUAACGGAGAAAUCUCGUGCUUUCAGUAAAUGGGUGACUAAAUCCAAUGUAUAA
Paraglomus brasilianum is the source of this 870-nucleotide messenger RNA. NCBI's taxonomy places the organism in Eukaryota, Fungi, Glomeromycota, Glomeromycetes, Paraglomerales, Paraglomeraceae. The record is from the annotation of a GenBank genome assembly.